UGAGCUAUUAUUUAGAAGAAUUAUCAGUGAAGGUGUUGGUAUUUUUUGAUAGAAAUGAGUAUCUAAUGAACAGGGAGUUGACUGAGAACAAGAAAAAUUUCGAUAACCUAGAUAAUAGAGAAGAGAAGUGUCAAUAACACUGGAUGAUCAUACUACUGAUUGGCUGCUAGAGAGCACUCUAACAAAGAAAAUUGUAUAUGCCUGUAAAUGAAUAUGUUUGUGUGUGUCUCUCUUCUUUUUUUUCGUUCUUUUCUUGCUAUCUGUCGUCUUAUACAUCCACACGCUAAGAUAAAAUGUUUCAUACUUUGCAACACAAUACACGAGUCAUUAAAGUACGAUACGAUAUGCUCGUUGCGACAUACUCUGAAACCAUGAUUUGAAUCAAUUUUUCGACUCGUCGACUAUUUUUUCUAAAAAAUCGAAAGUGACUCCUUUUUUAGUUUAAGUCAAAUUAGCAAUAACCUAUACUUAGAUUUAGACAAUAAGAUCUUAAGAGUGAUUCUCUGAGAAAAUCAGUCACUAUCAGACAUCGACGAUGGAGCGACAUUCCAGAAUCCGCUGAUUCUUUGAUAUGUUAUAGAGGAUAUCGAGCUAUGUAUAUCUUAAAAUUUUCAGCUCUAUCCGACAAGUUUUGAUAUCGAAAUGACUUAAAAAAUGGACUGGAUUUUUUUACUAUUUUUUCUCAUUUUCAGCUGUUUUUGCCAGAAUGUCGAGUCACCGCUCUCGAUGCGCCAACAAUGGAUCGAUCUAAUAUUUUUAUCUAUGAAAGAGCUCAUCGAACUCUAUCGACUAGGAUAUUUUUCCUUUUUGGCCCAUGAAAAAAAAAUUUUCUCGAAAUUCCCUAGAAGCGUCAAUAUAGCGCGAUGAUUAGUGUUGAAUUAUGUUGAUCCUCUGGUCAGGUUUCUGGGUAAUUUUCAGAAAAUUUUUUUUUCAUGGGCCAAAAAGGAAAAAUAUCCUAGUCGAUAGCGCUCGAUGAGCUCUUUCGUAGAUAAAAAUAUUAGAUCGAUCCAUUGUUGGCGCAUCGAAAGCGGUGACUCGACAUUAUGGCAAAAACAGCUGAAAAUGAGAAAAAAUAGUAAAAAAAUCCAGUCCAUUUUUUAAGUCAUUUCGAUAUCAAAACUUGUCGGAUAGAGCUGAAAAUUUCAAGAUCUACUUCACUCGAUGUCCUCUAUAACAUAUCAAAGAAUCAGCAAAUUCUGGAAUGUCGCUCCAUCGUCGGUGUCUGAGUCUCUCAGAGAAUCACUCUUAAGAUCUCCAGUCCUGAGUCAAUUUGAUCUCGAUCAGAUCGCUUCAAGGCAGUUCAUUCAUGAUCAAUUUCUUCACAUGUUCUCGGAUAUAAAUGACUAAUCUAGAAAAAGAAUAUAUACGAAAAUGUAUAAAUUGGGUAUACUAAAUAGAAUUGUUUAUAGGUAGUUGUAUGCGCGAAAUAAAACACUGAAUGACUAGUGUGCCGAUAGACUACGAUACAUUUAUGGUAAGAGACAUUCUGAUUGCAACAUAUUUUCGUGGUAGAGUGGGCGAUACUAUCAUGAGCGGCACAUAAAUACGACGCAUUUUAUUUAAGUGGGCUGCUCUAUUCAUUGAUAUUGUUAAAAGAAAUAAUUAUCAUUUUAAGUAAAGAAGAAAGAAAACAAUUAUUCAAUCUCUUGAUGAUUUUGGUUGAUGAGCUACCAUUUUCUGAGAGUUUCUCGUUGGAUGUAGAUGUGAAUAUCUAUCGUAUCUCUUUUUCUUUUGGAGUCUUUUGGUCCACAUGGAUGUAAACAAGGAAAUAGAAGAAAAAAUUGGCAGCUGGGUACGCAUUGAAUAGAAUGAAGUGUGUAUAAUCAUCUGGAUCAAUGUUAUUGUUUUAUAGAUUCUCACUCAUACCGAAAUGAACAUAUAUAUGUAUCAUAAGAAAAAAAAGUGAAUCAUAUGUUUGACUAUUGUUCAGUAAAUUCUAUAGAUUUCUAUUCAUACCUGAUAAUCAAUCAUAUUUUCUUUUUGUUUCUUUAUACUUGGUAUAUUGUUUUUAGAUCAACGACCAUCAAAAAGUUUUUGGGUUAUUUUACGUUUGGUUUUAUUUGUUCUUGUGAUUGAAUUUAUAGAAGCAGUUGAAACAGCACUUACUGUACCGAUUUUAACUUCACUACAUGUAGAUGAAUCGUACUAUUCAAUGGCUUGGCUUAUAAGUCCAAUUCUUGGUUUUUUUUUUCAACCAAUUGUUGGUAUGUGGAGUGAUACAUGUAAAUGUCAAUGGGGAAGACGAAGGCCAUUUAUUCUAGCAUUUGCCAUUGGUGCUUAUAUCGGUAUUGCAUUGUUAUUGAAUAGUACAGAUUUCGGUGAACUUUUCGGUGAUUCAACUGCAUCUGAAACGAUCCCAAUUAGAGCAGUUGUAUUAACAGCUGUUGGAGUUACUUUAAUCGAUUUUUGUGCGGAUAGUGCUAAUGCACCUAUACGUGCUUAUUUGAUUGAUACAACAAAUCCAUCGGAUCAAGAACGAGGAUUUAAUAUACAUGCUAUUCUUGGUUUUGGUGGAGGUUUAGGUUUUAUUGUUGGUACAAUAAAAUGGACACAUAUUUCGAUGUUUAAGAAAGAUGGUGGUGAAUUUAGUGUGAUUUGUUAUAUUGCUACCUUUUUAUUUAUUGUAUGUACAAUAUCAACAUUAACAAGCGUUCGUGAAGAACCACUUAUAGCAUCAUCAUCACGUGAUAAUGGUGAUACAAAGAAUUCAAAUGAUGAUGAUGAACAGCCAGAAAUAGAAAUUGAUGAAAAGCGUUCGUUACUUUCACCGCGUCGAAAUAGUUCACGAUCAUAUAAUUCAUCAAAUAAACCAAUUCGUUCAACAGCAAAUAUAUAUUUUCGUGAUUUGAAUAAACAAGAGGGAUUUGUUGAAAUUGAUUCAGCUAUAGGUGAACGUAUUCCUCAUGAUCAUGUUGUUGAGAGACCAUGUGAAAAUAUUUUAUUUAAAACAUUCCAAAGCGCUCCUCCAGUCACAGCUGCACGAAUAUCAAAUUCCGAUCCAUUCAAUCCUACUACCAUAGAAACACAAGAAUUUGACGCUGAACUACACCGAAAAGCAAAAUUAGUCAAAUUAGGUUUUAUGCGACGUCCUGCAUCUCAAGACAAUGAUGAUUGUGAUGACAAAGAUAAUGUAACAAUUAAAUCAAUGAUUAUCUCAAUGGUUCGAAUACCUGCUCGAUUAUGGAAGUUAAUGGUAUGUCAGGUGAUUGGUUGGAUUGGUUAUUUUGCUACUCAUUUGUACUUUACUGACUUUGUGGCUAUAGAAGUAUAUAAUGGUACAAUGAAACAUGGUAGCGAUGAUCCCGGUUUUUUCCGUUAUAAAUUAGGUGUGACAAUGGGUUGUUGGGGUUUAUUUGUAUUUUCAGCUAGUGGUGCCAUUUAUGCUUUCUGUUUGGAACGAUGGUUAGCAAGCAGAUUUUCUUUAAAAGCGCUUUAUUUUAUUGGUUAUUUCAUUUAUGUACUUGGUUGUACGGUGAAUUUUUUUUUCCAUCAAGUUACUGUUAAUAUUGCAAUGUGUUUUACUUUUGGAAUAUUAGUUGUAUCAUUAAAUACUCUUCCUUAUCAAAUGCUUUCGCAAUUUCAUGCAGAUAAAACAUAUAGAAAUAGGGAUGGAUCAAAACGUGGCAUCGGUAUUGAUUGUGCAUUAUUGAAUAGUUGUCAUUUUCUUGGUGAAUUGAUAGUGGCUGUUUCUUUAGGUCCAUUACUAGCAAAAACAGGUGUAAAUUACUGUAUGGUAAUAGCUGCUGGAUUUACAUUAAUUGGAAAUGUAUGUAUGUUUUUCUUAUUCUAUUUUAAAAAUUGA
This is a messenger RNA of Rotaria sp. Silwood1, 3802 nucleotides long. Lineage: Eukaryota; Metazoa; Rotifera; Eurotatoria; Philodinida; Philodinidae. The record is from the annotation of a GenBank genome assembly.